This is a messenger RNA of Penicillium argentinense, 1044 nucleotides long. Its product is annotated as putative mitochondrial carrier protein (Rim2). Gene Ontology annotation, cellular component: mitochondrion. NCBI's taxonomy places the organism in Eukaryota, Fungi, Ascomycota, Eurotiomycetes, Eurotiales, Aspergillaceae. The transcript has 3 exons. Gene Ontology annotation, biological process: pyrimidine nucleotide import into mitochondrion. Gene Ontology annotation, molecular function: pyrimidine nucleotide transmembrane transporter activity. The coding region runs from base 1 to 1044 and encodes 347 amino acids. The record is from RefSeq and is a predicted model, not a curated record.
AUGCAGUCUUCCAAGAUCCACGGUCAUCCUGCUGAAGAGGCUUCUCCCCUCAAAGCCGCCCAGGUUCCCCAGAAAAAGUCCCACGAUCCGUGGGUUCACCUACUCGCCGGCGCGAGCGGCGGAUUCGCAACAGCAAUCGCAACAUCUCCCCUCGAUGUCCUCCGGACACGCCUCCAAUCCGACUUCUACCAACGUCCCCCUUCACCCUCCGCCUCGUCCCCGAAUCCUCCAAUCGUCGACCCAUCAAAGCACACUAGCCACAAGACCGCCCGAAUAAUCAGCAACAUCUACCGUGCCGAAGGAUGGCGAGCUUUCUUCCGCGGUCUCGGACCUAGUCUGGCCGGCGUGGUCCCGGCCACCGCAAUCAAAUUCUACGUCUACGGAAACUGCAAGCGCCUCGGAGCGCAAAUGCUCGGCCUCGGCGAAGACUCUACCCUCAUCCAUGCGCAGGCCGCUAUCUCCGCUGGUAUCGCGACCUCCACAGCAACGAACCCCAUCUGGCUCAUCAAGACACGGUUGCAGCUUGACAAGGCCCAGACAAGUACUGGCAAUCGCCGAUACAAGAACAGUCUGGACUGUCUGCGCCAGGUCAUUCGUCAUGAAGGUCUUGGUGGGCUAUACAAGGGUCUGAGCGCAAGUUAUCUCGGUGCCGCUGAGACGGCGUUGCAUCUUGUCCUGUAUGAGCGGUUGAAGGGUAUUCUGCACAAGUCUCUCGUCUCUCCCGAUGGAACGGAUACACCUACGCAAAAGGAAAUUACUAGCUGGAUCAGCACAACCGGUGCGGCGGGUUCUGCCAAGUUUGCUGCUGCUCUGAUUGCAUACCCGCAUGAGGUCAUUCGAACCCGCCUCCGUCAAGCCCCUCUCGAAAACGGCCGUCCCAAAUACACUGGUCUGGUGCAGUGCUUCCGACUCAUCGCUAAAGAAGAGGGUAUGGCUGGUCUCUACGGAGGUCUGACACCGCACAUGGUCCGCUCCAUCCCUUCAGCAAUCAUUACCCUCGGCGUUUACGAAUUUGUCCUCCGAUUUGUGGGCACCUCGGCAUGA